AUGCUGUUAUUGACUAUACUUCUCCUUACGCUGACAAGUAGCCUGGGCAGUGCUCAAGAUGAAAUUUCUUUACCUGGGUGGAGAAGUGAUGCAGAGUAUGUCGCACAGUGUUUAAAUAAUGGAGAACCAGGGACACUGUGUGACAUGAAGGCAGUCCAGGAGGGGAAAGUGACUACUUUAAACUUAGGGCCUCUCUCGGUGAGCGGUGAGGCCUGCCUUGAGUUUUGGUACUUGUCUCCUGUUAUGCCAAAGAUCUUCAGGCUGACUGCAUACAUCAAAGACAGUUUUGGUUUACAAAAAAUCUGGUCCACAACAGCUCAGUGGAGGAGUGGAUCCACAACAUGGACUCAAGUGUUUGUACCUCUCACCAAUGUCACACUUGGGAAUGAGGUGGUAUUUCAAAUAAAUCGGCCAAUGUUUCAACGGGAAGAAACCAUAAUAAAAAAUAUUGGUGUAAGAAAAGGUUCAUGCGGAGCCCAGUGUGAAGCACACACUCAGUUCUGGCCCGAUGAGGCCACCCGCUGCCUCUGCUCUGAAGAACAGCUCUCUUGCUCUCAUGUUCCCAGCUCAGGGAUGUGCACCAUCCACAGUCACAGCGAUUGCACCACGUUUGACGGAGCGCUCUUCCGCUUCAUGGCCCCCUGCAGCUACACACUGGCCAAAACCUGCUCUGCGACUCCAGACCUGUCCCAGUUCAAUGUGGAAGUGGUCAGUGGGCAGAGCGACAACUCUUCUUCAAUGACGAGUGUGGAGAAGGUCAAUGUGAACAUCAACAACUUCCGGAUAUCAUUCGUCAAAAGACAAACUGAAAGAGUGGUGGUUAAUGGAGUCUGGAGGACACUUCCACUUACUCUGGCCAGUGGCACAGUGAGGGUCAGUAGCAACCAAGCGGCUGUUCUAUUUAACAGCAGCUUUGGCCUUUUUGUAUCGUUUGACUACACUGGAGCGCUUCAUGUCGUCCUUCCAUCGCGCUACAUUGAUAAGGUCUGUGGCCUAUGUGGGAACUUCAACCAAAACAUGUUGGAUGACCAAUCAAGUUCAGAUCUAGCUGACAGCUGGCAAACAGGAGGGAACGCCUUGGCCUGUGAAACCAUUUUCGUACCACAUCACUGUGACCCGCAAGAAGAAGGGGGGUAUGCUAGCGAAGCCUAUUGUGGAGCUUUAAACUCAAACACUGGCCCCUUUGCAGCGUGCCAGGAGGUGUUAGAGACCGAGAGCUACUUCAAAGGCUGUGUGUACGGCAUGUGUGCUUCUCAUGGAGACCCUGCAGUGCUCUGUGAUACACUCCAGGUUUACGCCGAUUUAUGCAAAAAGGCCGGAGUCGACGUGCAAAUGUCAAAAAACUAUUCAUUAUGCUCUCCUCAGUGUGGAGAGAACAGCCAUUACAACUCAUGUGCUGAGGGCUGUCCUGAAGUCUGCUCACCACAGGACCAGGUCUCAUCUUGUAACAGCUGUGAGGAUCGAUGCGAGUGUGAUCCAGGCUUCAAGCUGAGCGGUGGCAAUUGUGUCCCAGCUGAAGACUGCGGAUGCUGGCAUAAAGGACAACACUAUGAGAAAGGGGCAGCAUUCAUGGAAGGAGAGUGCGAUCUGCAAUGUGUGUGUAUAGGCAACAAUAAUGUACAGUGCAGAUCGUCGCAAUGUUCUGCCGGGGAGGUUUGCAGUGUACAAAAUGGGGUGAAAGGAUGCUUCGCCUUCAGUCCGGCCACGUGCAACAUUUAUGGAGACCCACACUAUGUCACUUUUGAUGGGUUUGCGUAUGACUUCAAUGGGGGAUGCAGUUAUGUACUUACAACCACUUGUGGAGGCCAGAGCUCAGUGGAGUUCACAGUAACGGGGCACAACAUGCACCCCCCUCAUAAUAACUUCAGUAGCUCCAAACUGGAAGCUGUGACACUGGAGGUCGAGGAUUUGCAGAUUACCAUCCACCAAAAUGGCCAAGUCUAUGAAAACAACAGCCAAGUUCUACUGCCCUAUUUAACCAGUGGAACAUACGGCCAGGUCAGAGUCCAGGAAGACUCUGGAUAUACUGUCCUGGAAACAACCUUUGGCUUGAGGAUCCUUAUGGAUAGAGAACACAGACUGUUCCUGCAGGUGAAUGAGCACCACAAGUACGAGUUGUGUGGACUGUGUGGUACUUACUCAGACAGGCAGGACGACGAUCUAGUGAUGCCCGGAGGCCAAAAUGCAACCAGUAUUUUUCAGUUCGGAGACAGCUGGAAAAUUCAAGCUAACGAUCAGUGUGUUUCUCAUCCAAAUGAUCCCAAACAAUGUACUUCACACGAAUUAGACCAGGCUUAUAAUCAAUGUUACGCUCUACUGGAAGAGGGCUUUAGCUUAUGCCAUGAAGUCAUCCACCCAGAGAUCUACAUCACCAGCUGUGUGCAUGACUACUGUGCCGAGGAGGGAAAUCAAAUCACCUUGUGUGAGUCUCUCAAGUCCUAUGCUGCAGCAUGCGCUGUGGCUGGAGUCAACCUGGGCCAGUGGCAGGAUGGCACCAUCUGUGCGAUCCAAACCACUGUUAACCCUCAGACUACCUCAACACCAUUACCAGCACCAGACCAGACACUGUGUCCCCUGAACUGUGACUUUGAAACAAAUCUCUGUGGGUGGGAGCAAUUGGUACAGGACAGUUUUGAUUGGACAAGGCAUACAGAGACCACACCAUCAAGCCAAACAGGACCAAACUAUGAUCACACCAGUGGAGAAGGAUUCUACAUGUAUAUUGAGGGAAACAGCGUGACCCAUGGUGACUCCGCACGCAUGUUGAGUUCUCUUUGCCAGUAUGGACAACCCAUGUGUCUGCACUUCUGGUACCAUAUGCAUGGGUCUGCCACUGCCAUGGCUCUCAAUAUCUACAUGCUCCAAGGCACUAGUGUCACAAAGCUUUGGUCCAAGAAGAAUAACCAAGGGCCUGAAUGGAAACUAGGACAAGUGGACAUCACAGCAUCUGGUCCAUAUCAGAUAAUCUUGGAAGGAAUUCGAGGCUCUACUGACCAAUCAGAUGUUGCUAUAGAUGACAUAUCUAUUCACUUUGGCACGUGUUCAGAGAGCAUUCCUGGCCUGGCUAGCGGGACUAAACCUCCUAACACAACUUCACAACUGAUUACCACACAAGUGAUUCCCACACAAGUGUGUGAUCUCGACUGUAACUUUGAUAAAAGCCUUUGCAAAUGGAAUCAGAUGGUGACUGAUGCUUUUGAUUGGACUUGGUUCAGUGGUUCUACACCAACUCUGAUGACUGGGCCUCCUUCUGACCACACGGGGGGUGGCCACUACAUUUACAUCGAGGCUAGCAGUGUGUCCUACGGAGAUACAGCUCGACUGAUCAGUUCUGAGUGCUCACACUCUGGAGCCCAGUGUCUUCAAUUCUGGUAUCAUAUGUACGGGUCUGCGGACACGAUGGGCCUCCAUGUUUAUGUGGUCGAGGGUAGAAACGCCCGCACUGUUUGGCGCCAAAGAAACAACCAAGGAAAUAUGUGGCACAUGGCACAAAUUGACCUCAGAACAACAGGAGUUUUUCAGAUUAUUUUUGAGGGCAGAAGAGGAUCUAAUGACUUGUCUGAUGUAGCAUUAGAUGAUGUGUCACUUCAUUAUGGCCCAUGUUCGGAAAUAAAUGUACCAUCAACAAGUACACCUGAUCCCAACAACAACUCCUACAACUUUGCCACCACCGGGAACUGA
This is a messenger RNA of Knipowitschia caucasica, 3681 nucleotides long. NCBI's taxonomy places the organism in Eukaryota, Metazoa, Chordata, Actinopteri, Gobiiformes, Gobiidae. The record is from the annotation of a GenBank genome assembly.